Messenger RNA from Nannospalax galili (Upper Galilee mountains blind mole rat), 6318 nucleotides. RefSeq names its product DEAD-box helicase 6 (gene Ddx6). Bases 533 to 1981 code for a protein of 482 amino acids. Gene Ontology annotation, molecular function: ATP binding; mRNA binding; RNA helicase activity. The record is from RefSeq and is a predicted model, not a curated record. Gene Ontology annotation, cellular component: P-body; cytoplasmic stress granule. The transcript has 14 exons. Gene Ontology annotation, biological process: P-body assembly; cytoplasmic stress granule assembly. NCBI's taxonomy places the organism in Eukaryota, Metazoa, Chordata, Mammalia, Rodentia, Spalacidae.
UCCCCAUUUCCCUAAGUGACUUCUGAAGGGUUCCUCACUUGCGGGGAUGCUCGGCCCCUCUUUCUAAAGCACUGCCGGUGCGGACAGGAGCAAAGGGUCACCUCGGCCGCGCUCUGGGCUCGCACCCCACGAGCAGCGCCACGUUGCCAGCCGGGCCUCGGCCUCCAGCUUCCCCAUCCUCCGCCCUAGCCUCGGCCCUGCCGGCUCCACUUCCGCACGUCCCUGGAUGGAGACGCGCCACGGCCCCGCAGCAGCCUCGCGGGUCGCCCGGAGACCCCAGAUUGAAGUGAGUGAAUUCAAAUAUAAUUCAAGCUUAUUAGAGGGCUUUUAAAAAAAUAAGUUGAUUUGGUGCAUGAGAGCAAGUUGCUGCUGCUUACAGGUGCUUGCCUGAAUUGCAAUAAAGGACUCAUAUAUUGAGCAAGACUUAUUUAUCUCUUCGUUUUGGAGAGCCUAAUAAACUGUUAUUACAGUUUCUCUACUGACUUUGAAAAGUUUUGAAGUUUGAACGAGACACCUUUGCAAUUAACACAGCAUGAGUACGGCCAGAACAGAGAACCCUGUUAUAAUGGGUCUGUCCAGUCAAAAUGGUCAACUGAGGGGCCCUGUGAAGCCCAGCGGUGGCCCCGGAGGAGGGGGCACACAGACACAGCAACAGAUGAACCAGUUGAAAAACACCAACACAAUCAAUAAUGGCACUCAACAAGCACAGAGUAUGACCACCACUAUUAAACCUGGUGAUGACUGGAAAAAGACUUUAAAACUCCCUCCAAAGGAUCUAAGAAUCAAAACUUCGGAUGUGACCUCCACAAAAGGAAAUGAGUUUGAAGAUUACUGUUUAAAACGGGAGUUGUUAAUGGGAAUUUUUGAAAUGGGCUGGGAAAAGCCAUCUCCUAUUCAGGAGGAGAGCAUUCCCAUUGCUUUAUCUGGUAGGGACAUCUUAGCUAGAGCAAAAAAUGGAACAGGCAAAAGCGGUGCCUACCUCAUUCCCUUACUUGAACGGCUAGACCUGAAGAAGGACAAUAUACAAGCAAUGGUGAUUGUUCCCACUAGAGAACUUGCUCUACAGGUCAGUCAAAUUUGUAUCCAGGUCAGCAAACACAUGGGAGGGGCCAAAGUGAUGGCUACUACAGGAGGAACCAAUUUACGGGAUGAUAUAAUGAGGCUUGAUGAUACAGUGCACGUGGUGAUCGCUACCCCGGGCAGAAUUCUGGAUCUUAUCAAGAAAGGAGUAGCAAAGGUUGACCAUGUCCAGAUGAUAGUGUUGGAUGAGGCAGAUAAGUUGUUGUCACAAGAUUUUGUGCAGAUAAUGGAAGAUAUUAUUCUUACGCUACCUAAAAAUAGGCAGAUUUUACUAUAUUCCGCUACUUUCCCUCUUAGUGUACAGAAGUUCAUGAAUUCCCAUCUGCAGAAACCCUAUGAGAUUAACCUGAUGGAGGAACUAACUCUGAAGGGAGUGACCCAGUACUACGCAUAUGUAACUGAGCGCCAAAAAGUGCACUGCCUCAACACACUUUUCUCUAGGCUUCAGAUAAACCAGUCGAUCAUUUUCUGUAACUCUUCUCAGAGAGUUGAAUUGCUAGCCAAGAAGAUUUCUCAACUGGGAUAUUCUUGCUUCUAUAUACAUGCUAAAAUGAGGCAGGAACAUCGAAAUCGUGUGUUUCAUGAUUUCCGAAAUGGCUUAUGCCGCAAUCUUGUUUGCACUGAUCUGUUUACCCGAGGUAUUGAUAUACAAGCUGUGAAUGUGGUAAUAAACUUUGACUUCCCAAAGUUGGCAGAGACUUACCUUCAUCGUAUUGGAAGAUCAGGUCGCUUUGGUCAUCUUGGCUUAGCUAUCAACUUGAUCACUUAUGAUGAUCGCUUCAACCUGAAAAGUAUUGAGGAGCAGCUGGGUACAGAAAUUAAACCUAUCCCAAGCAACAUUGACAAGAGCCUAUAUGUGGCAGAAUACCAUAGUGAGCCUGUGGAAGAUGAGAAACCUUAACAAGCAUGCCUUGACAAACUGCAGAGGCUCCUUUGGAUCUGUGACAUAUUAUUUUUGCGUGGGGGGGGGAUAUGCUCUUCUCUUUGUGGGUUUUUUCGUCUUUUAUUUUGGAACUAUGAAGACUUAAGAGCUCAGACAUUUUUCUUUUUUUUUAACUGGUGAAGAGAAACUGAAAAGAAGAAAUAGACCUUUUUUGUUCCACUUGUUUGCACUGUGUGCUGACUGAACAUUAGUUGCACUAACUGCUGGUUUUAAAUGUUUUCUGGGGAAAGGGGACAAGGAAGGAGGAACAAGAAGAGAAGGGGAGAAACCCUAAAAAGAGAAGACUCUUAAAGAACACACAAGCUUGUCUACAAUUCCACAGUUUCAAACAGCUGACUACUGCAUUUCAACUUCUCCCUGAUUAGUCAUCCGUUUUUAAGCCUGAAGAGCUUAUUACUUAUUUGUGCGAAGUGCCUUAUGCUAUGAGACCAUUCAGAAUAUCAUCUUUUAGACUCAGCCCAAGGAAUCAACAGUCAUUUUCUGUUAUUUUCUAUUUCCUUUUUUUCCUUCAUCUCUUCAUUUUGGUUUCAAGUUGAAGUCUUUCUUCCUGUUACUAGUGCUCAAGCCCAGGGCUGGAAGAUGGAACUAGUAAUGUUAAACCAUUUUCUUUUUCUUUAUAUGGAGGAGUUGAUAUGCAACUGCAGUGCAUCCACACUGUAAAUACAUGUGUUUAAAAACAAACCCAAGUAGAAUUUUCUCCUGGGCUGAGCAGAUCCAACAUCAUCGCUCCCAAAGGAAAGAGCAGUCUAUCGUUGCAGGAGCCAUAUGACAAGCCUUUGUGCUCUAUAGCAGAACACUAAAGACUGGUUUACAUACACCUCCAUUAACAGUAUGGCACUUGAUGUGUAGACUUGUCAGAGCCUUGACCUCUUUCCUCUGUGGCAAAGCGAGUCCCAUAGAAAAUUGGAUGUGUAUAUUGUAUAAACUUUUGUAAAUAAGUUUUUUUUCUGGGUUCAUAUAUAUAUAUAUAUAUAUAUAUACAUAUAUAUAUAUUUUUUUUUUGGAUGAAGGUUGCUGGGAUUAAGGGGAUUAGAGUGAUUAUGGGAGCAGCUAAAGAUGAGAGGGGCUCAGUUUUUUGCAACACUAAAUUCUAAAAAGUGCUUUGGCCUCUUACUGUAGAAAGCAAACCUCUUUGGGGACCCUGUGUUAGAGACGGGGCCCAGAAGUCUAGGAUGUACUCUUGCUGCCACAGUACACGUUUGGAGCAGUCUUACCAGAAAGCAGGGAAGUUUCAGCAAUCUGUAAUUCACAGUGAUUUUUUUUUUUUUUAAUGAAGCACUGUGACUUUAGUUCUCCUUUUCUAAAAGUUUGAGGAACUUUCCAAGUUCUGCAAAGGGGGGAACAAGGGUUAAUCUUCCUUGCAGGGUGAGAAUCCUGUUGAGUGGCAGUGUCUUUGAGCAGAACAUGUAUAAAGCACAGAUUUGCAUUUCAGAACAUUAGCCAGCACCAUCUAUGGUAAGCUUAGCAGUUCUGGAGCUCAGCUGUCUGUGGAUCACCUCCACAGUGUGUGAAUGUGUUGCCUCUGCCCACCUUGAUCCAUGAACUGCAGUGACAGCGACCCUUGAGAGCUGUUGAACUUCCAUGCUACAGAAAGCUGCUUGCCUUCUCUGCGCCAUGACAAGAAUUGUUACCUGUCAUUUUGCAUUGUAAAUUGCUGGCAAAUGCUUUGGUGAAUAGUGUUGCUUUAAAUUGUGCCCCUCCCAACAUGCUUGAUGUUUGGCCUGAUCUCCAGGCAAAAAGAGUGAGAUGAAUCAAAACCAGUGAACUUUUUUUUUUUAAAUGUUUUUAAUUCCCUUUUAACCCAGUGUACUAAGUCGAUCAGGAGGCAUCUAGGGAACAAAAAAAAGCAAAAAACUAAAUUUAAAAAAUUGAUUUCCAUACACCAUCAUUCUUCUAAAUCUUAAAACACAUUACAAGUUACGUCAUGUGUGUGCUUUCAUGCUUAACUCAUCUGGAUAAAGAAAUCAGUUAUUCGAAGUUGCUUUUUUGACUGCCUAGUUCUAAGCAAAACUAUUUGUGACUCACCCAAAAUUCCUUGGGGAUCAAAAUCCUGCAGAUGCCUCCUGAUCAGACAUAGCCCUAACUCCUUAACAACUGUAGCAAGAGCUGCACAGUACAAACCCCAAAAGCGCAAAUUCCUUUAUUUGGAACCUUCCUUUAUUUGGCUCUGUCCAGUCAAUCUUGGUUACUAAAUAUAAACCAAAUUAAGGAAGUCAUUUUUCCAAGGAGGGUGGGGGGAGGGGAUUUAACCAUGUCACCUUUUGACCAACAAAUCUUGCCCCUGUACUGAUGCAGCUCUCUUCCCCACCUUAGGCGAGAUAAGAGGGACCUUUCAUGAAGAACUUCAGUAAGGAGUCUAAAUGCAUUGUUAUCUCGCCAAAGGGGGUGUAGUUGAUUCAGCGGAAAGCAAAGUGCAGUCUCCUUUGCCAACUUUGGACUGCUCUGCCUGGUGCCACAUGCCUAUGGGUCCCUCUUAAAGCACAGACUUAAAAUUGAAAGUAUUACUGAAGUACAACCUCUAACGAGGAGUGGCACUUAGACUAGCCAGGGCACCACGAUUGGACACUGCCCUAGAGAGGCAGCAGUUGGUUUUGGUGCUUGAUUCAAAUAGGAAUUCAGGAAAGAUGCUCUGCUGACUAGGCCAAAGCCUGGUCUUUUUUUUUUUUUUUUUUUCCUGUUUUUUUUUUUUUUUUUUUUUUUUUUUUUUAAAUCCCUCAUAAUAAGAACAUUACUACUGUUGGAGAUUGUCUUUCAGGUUCUUUUCAGCAAUUUUUUUUUUUAAAGGCAAUGGUUAUGGUUUUUUUUCCGGUGGUUCAUUUGGAUGAGAACUAUGUCCUUUUUUCUUUUUUAAGUAUUCAAACUAUAUCCAACUCAUGGACUCAUGGUUUAGUCUCCUGAUUAUAUAGUUGUGUAAUAAGUUACAGACUGUUACACACCUUGUCGCCUUUGGGCCCAUUUUGUUUUUCUCUCCCUUUAUGUCCUGAAGGUGAAAGAAACUUUUCUCUUAGAAGUAGAAUACAUUUAUCAUAAAAUGAUUUUUUUCCUGGAAAGAAGGGAAGAAAAACCUAACUAUAUUUCUAAAUUAUUUCCAAUGGGUCCCAGUAUCCUGACACUGAGGUGGUCCAAAAUGGUGGGGUGGGGUGGAUGGGAGGUUGUCAUUACUUGUUUUCAGAAUGAGAUGGGAGCAUCUUUCCUUUGCCACUCACUCUGUGUUUGAUACCAUCAUGCUUGGUUAGAAUAAGACAACUUGACAGAAAGCUGUGAGUGUGAACUGUUGGAAUCAAAACAUCUCAUUCUGAUCACUUGGUUUAAUUUUUUUUCUUUUUCUUUUUUAAAUAGGGGUGGGAGGGAGGGUGCUGUGUCCCAAAAGGGAGGGUGUCUGCACUAAGGAUUUAGAAACACUUUGGAAGCGCAUAACCUCAUCAGAAACUGCCUUUAGCCACACUCCUGACCACCUAGAUGAGUAACAAAAGGAUGAAAUCAGUUCUUGGGAAUUAAGCCAUGUUAUUUUAAUUCCAUACCUUUAUUUUUCAGCAUUCUAUGUAUCUUUAAAAUUGUUAUUAUGGAAUAAUUUUCUUGCCCAGUAUCUUUGUCAAUCAAAAUUAUUGGCCUCAUGGGAACUGAAGUGUAAGCCAGCUUUUAGGUGGACUUUGAGGAGUUUGUAGUUAUACUUUAUAUAGGUAAAGAUUUUUAAAACUCCCAAAGCAAAUCUCUUCUCUGAUCUAAACACUCAUCUUUGGAGUAAAGAGUUAAGUGUCCAAAGGUUGUAACGAUUGUGAGGUCAGAGGGAGCUAGCCUAGCACCUGGACUGCCCCUCCACAGCUGACAGACUCCAGAAGUGUUUUUAAAUCUCCAGUAGACUGUGCUGGGCGGGGCAGGGGAGGGUUGGGGCUGGGUUAGUAAGAUACAGGCUGCUGUAUUUUAACCAGUGGUUGUUGGGGAGGGGUGCCUGGAGAAAACAAAGUCACUUCCCUUUUUUGAAACAAAUUUGGAAAAAAAUAUAAUUUUUGUCCUGUAAAAAUGGGAGAAAAUUCUAAUGUCCCUAGCCACAAGGGACCAUUUCCACUGCAAAUAGUGGGAACUUUAAAUUUUGAAAAUAUUUGGGGAAAGGGAAAAUUGGCUUUCUGUUUAAUUGGCAAACGUUCCAGUGGGGGCUCUGUUUUUGUUGGGAUGUGUUAUGUUGUAUGUGUUUAUGGACCAGAGUCUACUGAGUUUAGAAGGUUCAGAAAAGAUGCGUGGGAAAAUCUUACUACUUUUGUUAAUUUAUCCCAAUAAAAGCCCACUGGAACUCCAAA